GGGUACAGUGCGAGGCCUGAACCCGGUCACAUCAUAAUCCGCUGCUGAAAAUCCCUUUCCCCCUCAGCCCACUUGGGAACCAAUCGUUCCAGUUGCGUUCAGAUGGCACAGAGAACUUGAAAACGCACCUACAGCCAGCUCAAAUAAAAAAGCCCCAACAGCACACCGUGUCCUUGGGUCUCUUGAGAACGUCCCACCCACAGGCCACUUGCGCACAUGCAUGUCACGCCGACAACGGACAAUCCGCCCACUACUAUUCUAGAAAACUUUACACAAUCCGCCCACUACUGUUCUAGAAAACUUUACACAAUCCACCCACUACUAUUCUAGAAAACUUUACACAGAUCUAAUUGCUGACUGAUGAACAAUGUCCGGGAACAUCAUGCUUUCUCCGUCGCCACCUACCUCUCUCCUCUCGCUCUUCAACUCCCUAUCAUACUCGCAAAUGGACAAUCCACCCACUAUUAUUCUAGCGCACUUCUUCACACAGAACAAUGCCCUGGACACAAUCCGUCCAUAUCACAGCCGUUAAUCGUGUGGUUUCUCCCUCUCCCUCUUCCCCUCCUCCCUCUCCUACUCCCCCUCCUCCCUCGCCUACUCUUCCUCUCCCUCUUCCACUCCCUCUCAUCCUUGCAAACACACAAACAGCAACCUACAUAUCCAGUCAAAUCAAAAGACCCCUCCAUCAUACAAACAUCUCCCUACAUCCUUCGCCUUCGCCUUCGCCUAGUACAUCUACACGCCCUUUCUAGAUCCAAUUCUACCCAUCUUUGCUAUAUCUACCUUGUCUUAUCGAUUGCCACUUCCCCCCCCCGCACACCCUCGCACCUCUGCAGGCCUUGCACCAGGUGGAUGGUCUCUCUUAUAACAGGAGCGACAAAAGCAGGGGGGGUUAUUUGGGGCCUAAGGGUCAUGACUUCAACCCCUCUCCACACAAUCUCAUCUGAAGACUCUGGUUCGUACGCCAAUCCUUCACUGCUGCAACCCAAAGACUACUUCUGAGUCUUAGUACUGCUUGCCGCCCUGCUUCGAAUAACAUAACAUGAGCCAUGGCUGGUUUCACAUUGUUGUUACAAUUGCAUACUCCCUCCCCUGGCUGGUUUCCUGGCUGGAUACAGAAGGGACAAGAAACACAACAGAUACAAACACACAAAAGCGCCUACUCUAGAAGACUAUACUAGUUCUCCACCUCCACUCUUGUGCGCAUCGCAUCCAAAUUUCAGUCCAGAGGAGAGUAUCAGCUCGAACGACUCACUGAGCAGCUACCGUAGACGUGCUACUAUUCCCGUGCACACAAGGAAACGACCCUCCUUUCCAGCGGACGAUCACCAAUCAAGUGUCCACCUAACAUUGACAAAGUUAUCGGGACAAGUGCAAACGCAACCGCAACGGCGCAAACUCCUUUCCGAUCCCUUCCGCCUCGCAUAGUAGUCGAUCAACUUGAAGAAAAAACUUCAAAACAGUAACAGAAACUUUUUUCAGAGAACUUAAGAAAACAUGAACACUCAAUGUGGUGGAAGUGUACAUAACAAAAAAAUCUGCCCGCUGGAGCUGGAAAAAGCUGAAGCUGCAGAGGAUCUCAAUGUGGUGGAAGUGUACAUAACAAAAAAAUCAACUCCUUGCAGAUCCUGCCGGGCUGUGCACUGUCGGGAGACCCAAACCCUGAAGAAGCUCUCGCUGGCAGGCACGCUCUCACGGUCUCACGCAUGCCUCCCCAAUCCGAACGAUCAUGUUGAAGAAGCCGAACCUGGACGGCAGCGGCAGCCACGUUCUCACCAUCUCACGAAUGCCUCCCCAAUCCGGUUGAUCAUGUUGAAGAAGCCGAACCUGGACGGCAGCAGCAGCCACGUUCUCACGCAUGCCUCCCCAAUCCGAUGGAUCAUGUUGAAGAAGCCGCGACCACCAAUCUCACAGCGAAUUUGCAGACACCAUGAGAGCCCUGAUCUUCGUUGGGAGAUCGAAGCGGGGAAGCCAACUUCCACCUCUCCUAUGGAGGAGGCAUCAUCGAUGCGGAUGACUAACUUGAAAAGGAUGACACGUGUACAACUGUGCAGUAUGGGCUUGCGAAGCCCUUUCCUCUUUUUUUUUUUUUUUCCUGCUCGGUGAACCUUCCUUCGUUGGACGAUCGCCUGCUUUAUUGCCCAUCAGCGAUGGGAUGGGUGGAGUUUGCUAUCCUCAUCACUGCCUGCCUCUUUUCCAACACCUCUCAUCGUGUGUAGAUUGCGAUUCAAACUUCAAAUUUCGAAGCCAAUUUUCAAUCGUAUGUUAGCGCCAGAUAGACAACCAAGGCUUUGCCAGGAUGGUGGUCCCACGGCGGCAACGACAGCAAAAUCAAACGCUUCCAACCUGCUGCGUUUCACCGUCAAACUUCCCUUUUUUUUUUUUUUUUGCAGAUACACAUCAUCAUCCGUACUUAAUGCAGAUAUACAUCACCUCCUUUUCCGUUCGGAUAAAAAAAAAAAAAAAAAAAGAGGAAACCUCCUCUCCUCCCUCUCACAGACUUUCAACAGUCCACUACAUAUCCAUCAUCUCCACAUCGACACCCAUUCAAAUCAAUACCUGACACAACCUAGAUAAAUGCCCGAUCUUGCUGAAGAAGAUAUCGUAGCAAUCAUCACGACAACCGCUUACAUAAUCAUCAAACACAGUUAUACCCAGAAACUCUUAAUAUGGAAAAAAAGAGAAAAAGAUGAUAAAAUUAAGGAAAAGGAGAAGGCGGGGGGAAUAUGAUGAAGAGCCCAUCUCCAGCAAAAUGCUGAAAACAGACAUCUGUUUUGCAGUCAGGCAGCCACCUGCACAAACGAAGUUGGCACGGCUUGGGCCACCUGUGCCGAGGCGCACAUACAACGAUACCUACGUAGUACCUACCCUCUGCUCAGCAGCAGCGUAACAGAGCAACACUCGGCGAUCAAACAUCUCUGAGUCAUCUCACAGAUAACUGUCCAGUCCUCUCCGUCACAUCUCAUCUGAUAGAUGAGAGAGGGAGAAAAAAAAAAACUACCAUUACGUUCAGUACAACGCUCUCAAAGCAGAUUCAGCAGAAAGCACAGGCACAACAAGACACUCAUACCAGAGUUGUGGUUGGCACUGGUUGCCACAGUGUGGCAUGGAGACUCUGCGGCAAGAUCGGUACACCUACUACCUAGUGCCCUCUUCUCUUCUCGUCAGCAGCAUAACACACACUGGCACCUGAUAGUAGGGCCAAGUCCACUGAUCGUCGUCAAGAUCCCAGCUGGCAGACGGGAGAGGAUUCAAACGAAAAUACAAAGUAACGACACGCAAUGCUUUUUUCAUAGUAUUGCUCUCAAAUCUCAAAGCACUGGAAACGACGACCUCUCUCUCACCUCCUUCACCAGAGAUUCUCCACCCUUUAUAUCCAAUACCCCCUCACAAAAACCGCACAGGCGAAGGGUGGGGGGGGGGGGGAGGAAGGGAGGACCCCCCCCACCACCCCCCCCUCCCACCCCUUUUAUUAGCCAUGUGAGUAGUGAACAAUAACACACUGUCUUCCCCCAUCCUGUCUUCAGCGAAUCGUGAUCGUCGGUUGGACAGGGCCGCCAUACGAUACAUCUCCAGCAUCGUACAGAAUCGUACACCCAAGUCUAGGAUAAAUCGUACACCUAUCACUGCGCAGCGUCGAAGUUUCACACCCAAUAGACCUCCACAUGGUGGUGGUACACGGAGAAAGAAUUCUCCGGCAGUACAAGAAACAAAUUCCCACUGCCAAAAAAAGCACAAGGCAUUUUCCGGCGAACUGCUAGCUCCUCUUCUCCUUUGUUGUGGCUGGUGGUCCUGCUGUUCUGCACCCCCUGACGGAAAAAAAUUGACGCGCAUGGAAUCGAAACGCUCCCCUUCGUGGCUGCUGCGCAGCUGACAGAACCAACAGCACAAAAGAUUUGUGCAAGCACAGUAGUAGCCGACAGAACCAACAGCACAAAAGAUUUGUGCAAGCAAAGUAGUUAUUUCUGUGCUCGCUGUCGAACCUCACUGCCACCGAUGGCGGAUGGACGCUGCCAACAAAGACAAUUCGCUCAU
Chara braunii is the source of this 4035-nucleotide messenger RNA. The record is from the annotation of a GenBank genome assembly. NCBI's taxonomy places the organism in Eukaryota, Viridiplantae, Streptophyta, Charophyceae, Charales, Characeae.